CGGGGGGGCACAGUCACCUGGCGUCCCCAGCCGUGGCAGGAUGGGAAUGGGGGAGGAGGAGAACCUCUGUCAGACAGCGACUCAGAGGAGGAGGACUUCCCUGAUGACAGCACCACGCCGUUGGGCGACUACAUCACACACGGGUCAGACAGACAUACAGAGUGCAAACAGUCUGCAGAGUGUAAGACAAAGAGCCGGUGAAGAAACGGGUGACUUGAGGAAAGGAGCAGGGACCAACUGCCCUGAAGUGAAGGCCUAUCAAGGACAGUCAGAUAAGAAACUCUAUAUUGAGCAUCUUUCCCAUGGGAAACUUCACCUAACUGCAACCUAAUAAAAUUAUCAAAAACCACACAGGGAAACACUGGUCUAUAAUAAUGAAGCACGCAAGGUGAAACAGUAAACACUGUAAAAUAUCACAUUUCCAUCACAGCUAGAGAGGGUGUUACUGGGUAUUUGGAAACUAGCCCUUGAAGAGUUUGUGUGACUCAUUUAGUUUCCCAACCCUUUUCUCUCCCUGUGUUUCUCUCUCUCUGUUCCUUCUCUGUCUGCUCUUUCUCAUUCUUACUCAUCCCUCCUUCUGUCCUCGCCCUUCUCUCUGUUUCUCCUCCCCCUUUCUGCCAUGUUGUAGGAUUGAAGCAGCUCCUGGAUGCUCAGCAGCUGUGUGAUGUGACUCUACUUGUUGAGGGAAAGAAGUUCAUGUGUCACAGAGUCCUCUUAGCUGCCGUGAGCCCGUACUUUCGGGCCAUGUUCACCAGCCCUCUGGUAGAGUCUCGCCUCACUGAGAUCCGACUGGAGGAAGUGACGCCGUCUGUCAUGGAGACUGUCAUCCAGUUUGUGUACACCGGUGAGGCGGGGCUCUCUCUGGACACAGCUGAGGAUCUGUUUGUGGCCGCCAACCGGCUUCAGGUCAUGCCCCUUCAGGACCUGUGCUCCAGGUUUUUAUUUGAGCACCUCUCAGUGGAUAACUGCCUGGGGAUGUACUCUCUGGCUCGCUCUCACCACGACCAGCUGCUGCUGCGUGCCUCCCUGCGGCUGGUAGCUCAGCACUUCCCCCGGGUGGCCCGGCAGAAAGACUUCCUCCUGCUGGACCACGGCACCUUAGGCAGCCUCCUGAGCUCUGACCGCCUGGGGGUGGACUCUGAAGCGGAGGUUUACGACGCAGCACGCCGCUGGGCAGAGCACCAGCCCUUGGAUCGCUACGCCCACAUGCCGGCGCUGCUUCACCACCUGCGUCCUGGGCUGCUAUCCCAGGAAGAGAGCCGAAGACUGAGCCAGGAGUUGGGGCCCGCUGCUGCUGGUGAGGGCCUUGGGGGGCCUCUGAGACCACGAGAGGGCAUGUUUGAGAAAAAGAUUGUCUGUGUGGACCUGACACCUCGGGAAGAUGAAAAUUUAGCUGCAAGAGACUACACGGUGGACUGCUUUGAUCCUCGGACAGGGAAGUGGGAGAAGUUAGCAGCGCUGGGUUCGCUGGUCAGUCCCGGCUGUACAGCUGUAGGUGACCGGCUGUUUGUAGCAGGUGGGAUUCUGCGGACAGGCUCUGUGUCUGCAGCCGUGCAUGAAUAUGAUGCAGUGUUGGACCGCUGGAUAGAGCGGCCUUCGAUGGUCCAGCCCCGGGCUAUGCUAGGCCUGCUGGGCUGUGGAGAAUCACUCUAUGCCUUGGGUGGUAGUAACCGCUCAGCCCUGCUGGACUCCAGUGAGACCCUGGAGCUGACUACACUUCAGUGGGCUCCGGGGCCUCGGUUACCGCUCCCUCUGCGCGCCUUUGCCUGCUCAGCGUUACGUGGACGGCUUUACCUUCUGGGUGGAACCACACUUGAACAGAACCGAGCCGUGGUUCACUCUGGGGUGCUUAUUUAUCACACCCUAACAGACUGCUGGACACGUGUGGCUCUGGACUCAGGCGCCACCUGUCUCGCUGGAGGAGUAGCAGUGCGUGGAGGAGUCUGUGCCAUUGGAGGAUACAUGAGGGAUACCACAAAGUUCCUGGAUGGAAACUACACCAAUUUGGAGACUUUAGACGCCACUGGGCGUGUACUGUUUUUCAGAGAGGGCAGGGGUUCUGGAGUAGAGAGGGAGGUGACUGGGGGAGGGGUGAUGGUCACCGCGGAGCAGCGGGGGGGCGCAGGUGGUGGAAGCGACCGAGCCCCAAGCCCUGUGGUGUUUCCCGGGCUGCCGCGCCGCAUUGCAGCUGGGGGUGUGGCCAGGUGGAAACGCAGGAUUUAUGUGCUGGGUGGGGAAAACGGUUCACGCUUCUAUGACAGUGUGUACUGUUGGAAGCCCGGCUGGCGCAGCUGGGUCCAGAGACGUGAGAAACUCCCUGGGGACACUGGAGGCGUGAGCCAGUUUGGAUGUACCACUUUAAAGUUCCCUAAGAAACAUAUCCUGUCCAGACUGAGACUAGCCAAAGAAAACUGCAAGAAAGCCGCUGACUAGCUUGAUAGAGACCAGGAUGACUGAAGUUGAGGCAGCUGUUUAUGUGACACAGAGAUGAGCUCCAGGAUGGGUUUGAAUUCGCUCCUCCUUGACCGCAUGAAGUGUUGGUGUUGAGAUGAACACACAAGGAAGAGACCAUUUACACAAUCUGAGUAAGUGCAGCCACAGGGUAGGUCUGCAAAGGACUGGACGCAGACCGACCUUAUGAAACGGAUUAGGGAUAGUAAAAUGUACAGGCAGGGAGCAAGUGGAGCCAGAAACUGGUUAGAAGUCAGGCAAGAUGCACCUGACUGUGACCUAAUUUUGUCAGAACAGUCCUUUGAGAGAGAUGAGGGCCUUUUGUAGUUGUUUUCUCUUCUCUAAGUAUAAUGUCAUUUUUAGCUAAUAUUUUAAGGGUGUUUGGAAACCCUGUCAGUGCUGUGAAUGUCUCAGCAGUGUUUAGUGUAGACACAAGGAGACUGGCACAUGUCUGACCAUGUCAUGUUCCAUUUAAUUUACCUGAACCUUGUUUCCUGUCUAAUGUGGGCCUGUAAAGCCCUUUUGAAACUGCAUUUAAGGGCUAUAAGGAUAAACUUGACUUGAGUGGAAGCACAUCAUAGUAAACACAUUUUUUCAUAAAACCACUUGGAUGUAGACAUUUUUUUACUUUUACCAUCAGUUUUUUUUAACUAAUAGUCAAAAUAGAAAGAAAAAUGUGUUUGCCCAAUCUCUUGGAACUAGUCAUCUCUCGACUAAACUCUUGCAAAGCCUUGUUUGGUCUCACUAAGCAGGCAGUCACAUCUCUCCAACUGAUCCCAAAUAUGGCAGCCCAUGUGUAGAACACAGACCAGAUAAUGUCUUUUUACUUGGUAGAAAUUGUGCAUAUGUUCACUGUUCUUAAUUGCUUUUAUAAUGGUCUUUCCUCAAAGAAGUGGGACAGACAGGGCUGGAUAAUAUGCAAAAUAAUUAAUUAAAAAGAUGAUAGCCAGAACACCAUCUUCCAUAUUAUUUCUAUAGGUGUGAAACUGGGGUGAGAUCUGGAGACUAUAAAGACCGCAGCAUUUUAGUCACAAUUCAGUGUAUCCCGGUGCACAGAAAAAUCCACAUUUCAUGUUUCUCCACUGUUAUACUCAGCUAAAUACUUUUAAGUAUUUAGACAAAACUACAUGUUUGUAAAGAUGACUCACAGUAUCCUUGUGUCCACACUACCACUCUCUAUCCAACACCUUUCCUCCUAACCCUUCAAGCCAGCAGUUGUCUUUACUUGUGAAUGUGUUUAGCAUGGAGGUUAUGGAUUAUCUGAACACAUUAGCACUGCAUCUAAUUUAUUGAAAUGUAUUUGAAAGGUUUUUUUUGUUGUUGUUGUUUUGAAACUUUUGCUCUGACUGCUGUGACCGGGGCUUCCUAUAGGAUGGCAGUACAAGCUUAGACAGCUGCGAGCAGAUGUGUUUCGAUCUGAAAGUAACUGCAGGUUUAAAAGUAAAUUCUGAUUUUGUGAAAGGUCAGAAAGUUUGCCCAAAAAUGUAAGCACAUUGUUUUCCUGUAAGCCACUAUGUUUUCUGUCAUCUUUUUUUUUUUUUCUUUUCUUCCAUUUUUGAUCAAAUCAAGAUCUUUCUGCUGGAGAUAUGUGUGCACAUCAAAAACACUGCCAGCUGCGUCUGAAAAAGACCCAGUACUACCAGGAAAUAUAAACAGGGAUCAUAUUAGAAAUGUGUUUAAGACUCCCAGCAUCACAGAAUCUGGAGUUAAUCAUUUUUGCCAUUAUGGAGGUACUCUAAUUCAUGUAACCGAAGGCGUAAUGUCAGAUAUGACGUUACAAUUAAUGGGUUUCAAAUGAUAAAACUCGGCAGGGAAUUCUUUUCGAAGUCAGUGCUUGCUGCUCUCUCUUAACAAUCCAAGUUUUAUACAUUACUGCAGGCCAGAUAUUAAAUACAGGAUGUAACUUUUAGAUUGGCGAUCCAGAUUUAUACAGUUUAGAUACUGUAAAUACAUUAUCAGCCUCAAACAGGAAAUUAAGAUGGAUACUGGAUGUGCUUCUGUAUUGGCAAAAUUGUUUUCUUCCAACUCUUCCUACUGAGAUGAGGCAAAGUGUCACUCUAUACAGGAUCGAAGACCUCACAUUAGGCUGUAGACCAGUUUGUCUCAGAACUCAGCCUUCCACUGAAUCAACCAACCAAUAGGCUCAAAAGUACAUUUCAUCAUUUUCAGUCAAACCGCCCUGCCUUGUUGAUUUUUCCAAAGUGUUACCAUGGCUCCGUCUCAGUUCUCCCUUGAGAACAGAAUAGUGGAACUUCCCCAGUUUCCCAGCUACAGUAUAGCGGCUGAUGUUUUAACACAACAGCCGAGUUAUUUCUAGCAAGCAGAAGAAGUCCUCGGUGACACAGCUGCCACUUCACAGCUUGAUUAUCACAUCCUGAUCUCUAAUCUACAUCUGGAUGCAUAAUACAUUGCAUACUUUCAGUUCACAAUAUGCAAUGAACACAUAAAAUCAAUUAGUAUUUUCAUCACCCAAUACCCGAUAAGAAGAUUCUUGAUCAGUAGUGGUGUAUUGAUAUGUCAUCACUUGUGCGCUUUCCUGUCUUUUCCAGUGCCAUGUGCAGACUCAGCAGGGAGGAGUCAGGCGGGGGGAUAGGUGAUCUGGAAGAGUUCACACCUGUUGAAUAUCAUGUGAACUGUGUGUCUGACCAAAAUAAUAAGAAGCAGGAAUCCUUAACCAGUAAGGUUUUUGAGCUUUAUUUCAUUAGUAAGUUCACUAGUCAAACACAACAAAUGUAGUUUGUUAUUUUUUUGUUUGUCAUUUUAGUUGGUUAAGAGAUGUGAGCUUCAGUUCUUGUUUCAUUUCAAAUAACAUGCUCUGAACUAUUUUCACCUUGAGCUGUUUUUCUUUCUCUCCGUGUGCUUACGUGUAUGACAUGUGAAAAGUGAUUGUGUACGCAUGCAUGUUUUCUAUGCCGAGGCGUAAAUCUGUUCUACACACAAGCUCUUUGCACUCAUCCACGCACACGUGCUGUGUGUCCUGUCAGAGGAGUGGAGCUGCCCCCCAUUUGUAUAAUCUAAUGAGUUUGUGAACUGAAAGGCAAAUGGAUGUUUUGAUGAAAGCAGUGCUCUCAAAUGAUUAAAGGACUAUUUGCUUA
Messenger RNA from Micropterus salmoides (largemouth bass), 5546 nucleotides. RefSeq lists its product as uncharacterized. Lineage: Eukaryota; Metazoa; Chordata; Actinopteri; Centrarchiformes; Centrarchidae. Gene Ontology annotation, molecular function: protein binding. The record is from RefSeq and is a predicted model, not a curated record. The coding region runs from base 697 to 2433 and encodes 578 amino acids. The transcript is spliced from 4 exons.